AUGAACAAUUUGAGUAAAGCCAUAUUAAAUGGAGAUUUUGAUGAAUCUUCAUCAUCUAAUGAUGAUAUCAUCAUGAUGCAACUAUUCGCAGCGCAACAACAAAGAUUGCAAAUGUUAAGCCUAAACCAACAAACCAGACGUGUUGGUUCCACAAGUGGUCGUCGAUAUAUUAAUCGUGAGAGGGUCAAAGACGACAAACAAAUUUAUAGAGAUUAUUUUGCAGAUAAUCCUGUCUAUCUAGAAGAAUACUUCCGAAGACGUUUUCGAAUGAGGCAGUCAUUGUUUGUUAGUAUCUUACACGAUAUUCAACAAGUGAAUGAGUACUUCAUCCAAACCCGUGAUGCCACUGGUGCUCCUGGAUUAUCCGGUGUACAGAAGAUGACUGCAGCACUUCGAAUCCUCCAAUACGGCGUGCCUGCUGAUGUUGUAGACGAGUACAUUAGAAUCGGCGAAAGUACUGCAAUUGCUGCCUUAAAUUUUUUACCAGAUCAAUUGUUGCUACCUAUGAAGCCAUUUACUUAA
Molecule: messenger RNA, 522 nt
Organism: Camellia sinensis
Lineage: Eukaryota; Viridiplantae; Streptophyta; Magnoliopsida; Ericales; Theaceae
Source: RefSeq, a predicted model, not a curated record